AUGAUAACUGAGAAAGAUGUCGAGGUCAGCUGUUUCACGCCAAGGGAUUACCAGGUUGAACUUCUCGACAAGGCUUGCAAACGUAAUGUUAUCGUUCAACUCGGUACAGGUGCUGGGAAAACAUUCAUAGCUGUUUUGCUGCUGAAGGAGUAUGGACUUCAAAUUAUGGCACCGUUCGAAAGCGGCGGAAAACGAGCGUUCUUUGUUGUUGACAAAGUAGCUCUCGUGGAUCAGCAAGCUGAGCAUAUUCAGUGCCAUACUACGCUUACCGUUGGGAGAAUGCAUGGCAGUUUGAAUAGCGAUGUGUGGAAUAAGCAAAGCGGAUUCGAGGAUUUCAUGUCUGUACAUAAUGUAGUAGUCAUUACGGCACAAGUGUUUCUUGAUUUGAUAGAUCAUGCCUACUUCAACAUCGCAAAACUUGCUCUCGUUAUAUUCGAUGAAUGCCAUCAUGCGCUUGGCGUUAAACAUCCGUAUAGGGUGAUCAUGGAUCGGAUUAUGCGGCCUGAACAGCCUCGGAUUUUGGGUCUCACGGCUUCCCUUAUCAACGACAAAACUCCACCCAAUCAGUUGGAGGCAAAACUUUCCAAGUUGGAGUGCGUUUUGAACAGUGCUAUCGAAACAGCCUCUGAUCUCGUAGCG
Molecule: messenger RNA, 639 nt
Organism: Cooperia oncophora
Lineage: Eukaryota; Metazoa; Nematoda; Chromadorea; Rhabditida; Trichostrongylidae
Source: the annotation of a GenBank genome assembly